AUGCCUAAGGCUGAUGCUGAGGCGAGUAUAUCGCGUAAAAGUUCCAUGACUUCCAUCGCCGCAAUGGCGACUUCGUGUUCGUUUCUUUCUUUCUUGACAUUUAGUCAUUUUUGUACUCAAUCUGUCGAUUAUCAACCCUGAGGAAAGUCAAAAAAAUAAAACAAUGUCUUUUUGGUAAAUUAAGUUUCAUAGAAGGGAUUUCGUAGGCUUUCGCGAGUCGAAACGCGCUGGAAUUGUGAAUAGAGAUCAUAGAUGGGCAAGUACAGAACUCAUUCAGCCCGGGAGGAAGAGUUGGCCCACAAAAAGUUUGGGAAAUUUGAGAAUUAAAUCAAGUUUCAACCUCUGGGAGGUCGUUUUGGUCGAGAUAAUACAAUUUUUUAGCCUCAGGGAGUAGUUUUAACUUCAAUUUAGAAAAACUUGGGAGGAGGAGUCGACUGCCCAAAAAAUGGUCUGACCAUGUAUGAUAGAGAUUAACUUAAUAGCAAAGCAAGUCCCUUUUUCGAUCCAUGGCCGUCGGACUGGAAACUACUUGCGGGCGCCUUCAUCUUAUUUCACAGAAAUUGUUCAACAGAUUAAAAGCGACUUAAUGGGUCAUUUUAUGUGAUGAUUACAUGUCAGGGAUUCAGAAUAUAGAAAACACGAAAUGAAUUUCAGAUAUGUCAACGGAAACUUGUCGAGUUUGUGGCGACGGGAACGCCAAAACGCAUUAUGGCGUCGUCACUUGCUUCGGAUGCAAGGGAUUCUUCAGAAGAACGUCAGUUUCUUUUGUUUCGAAAAUUCAACUUAUUAAAUUUUUUCUGCUAUGAUUUUGUUUAAAGCUUGUAUGUAGCUUAUUCCGCCGCAGCUUGUCACGUUUUUUUUUCAAAUUACCGUAUACGUUUUUUUUUCCGGUAGAAGUAGCGUACACCUUUUUUCGGCCAAAAUACAGUAAUAUUUUUUUAAUCUGGAUAUCAUGUACAAAGGCAUAAGUUUAUUUUAAAAUUAAAUUUUUCUUUUUCUUUUUUCAUCUUCAUAUUUUUCACUAAUCUUUGAGUUUCCAGAAAAGUCAUAUUUUUACGUGUUAUUAUGUUAAAUAUGGUUUUAUCCGAAAAUUUAGACCCCUUCAGUGUUUUGAAAUUUUAUUGUGUGAGAUUUUUUCAGAAAGUCUAAUUUCAUAGUAUUAUCUAUUCAUCCGUGUUUCUUUUUCCAGUUUGAAACGUCCGACGGAGUACCAAUGCAGACAUAAUGGCACCUGUGUCGUUGAUCGACAUGAGAGAAAUUCUUGUCGGUUCGUUAUUUAAUUCGAUAAGGUUUAAUUUGAACUUCUUUUCGAUCAAAUCACUUUAUUUUUGUUUGAAUAACGAAAAUUCAGGUACUGCCGAUUCAAGCGAUGCAUCGAAGUGGGAAUGGACCCGAAAGGUUGCUUUUUUAGAAUUUCGAUAUCUAACUUAACUCUUUGGUUUUCCGGCUUUCUCUCUUCAAAUUUCUCACGUCUAACAAUCGACUUUCCUACGUUUUUUCUUCACAAAUCUUGUUCAAAAAGUUCCUCGUUGAGUCUUUUUUUUUGUUUUUCGAGUCAAGCAUCGCUUUUUGCAACAAAUUUUAGUUUACUGAACAUUUUAUAAAAUUAUCUUUCAAAUCACCUCUCUCCAUCACAAUCUCACUUCUUGGACCUGAAAGGGGUGCGUCUUUUGAAUAUCUUCGCAAUCCUUCUCUUUAUUUUUUCACAUUUAUUUUCUCUCUUCUUGGAGGUCAUUUUUCUCUGCGGUUGGUAACCCAAUGAAAAUCGGCCACAAAAUUCAUUGGUGUACCAGAAAAAAAAUCCUGAAAGUCUCAACCUGCAAAAAUUCCUAUUUUUCGAGAAACAAAGCUCUAAAAAUGGCUUAUUUUAACGAUUUUCUUAGACUGUGAGGUGUGAGAACUAGGAAGUUGUGCCAGUUGAAAUCUUCAGAAUUUUUUUCUGGUAUCUUAAUCAGCGCUUUGGCCAAUUCCUAGGAAUUUCCAACCCCAAGGUAAAAUGACCUUUUUUGUCGAUUCUUAUAAAAAAAAAAUUUAAAUAAAAGCUGAGUUUCGGUGUUUUCAGCCGUGCGACCUGACCGCGACGCCACCGGCCGCCAUUACCAGGGCCGUCAGCGGCGGUCGAAGCUGUCGACGGAAGACGAGGGCGAGGUCGAUGCGGAGUGGAUGCGCAAGCUUCCCGUAGACAUGCGCACCACCCUCAUGCAGCUCCUCAACAUUGAUCUCAUUGUUCGUUGUUUUUCUCGAUUCAAAGUUCCAAUAAAGUACCUCUAGAAAACACUUGAAUGGGAGUUUUGGCGAGGAAUCAGUUGAGCGUAAGCUUCUACUAAUUUUUGUGGAAGGAUUCGAAAAUUCUAAAAGACUUGAAGUAAAUUAUGAAGCGGGAGUAGCUUUUCUAAACUUUUUCCAUAUUUUAGCUCAAUUGACGUUUUGAAAAAAAAUCUACUUUAAAUUUUUCAAAUUUAAAAAAUUCAGGUUGGGGGAGGAGACGCCCAUACGGACCCGACGACGCUCUACCCUCUGCCGUUCACUUCAAUUCGACAACUCUUGGAAGAUCCUUCCUUGCUCGACGGCAAAAGAGUUGAGGUCUGACUUUUUGAUAGUCCUUCAGAAGGUUUUCUAGUGAAUAAAUGAAGAUAUUACCCUGGGAACAGUCUCACUAACGCUAUAAUUUUCCUGAAUUGGCGCCAAAACGCGUCUUAACCGCUUUGCACAUGUAGCUGGUUCACGGCUGGCUUGAGCCACCGAAAACUGGUCUUGAUACGAUAAUAAAAGAGGUAGCGCCUGGCUGUGGAGAGUGCAGACAGGCCACGCCCAAGCUAGCCGUGAAUCUACCAUACAGUGUCAAAGUCGCCGUUUCAAGUCGAAAAAAAGAUAUAUAUAUAUAUAUAUAUAUAUAUAUGGGUCUAGAUGAGGUACGAAGCGUUGAGGGAAGUCCUUCCGGACGAGAUGCCCGUCAUCGCCCACAGACGUCUCAUCGCCAUCAUCGACUGGACGGACCACGUUUUCGACAUGAUGGACGUUCACAACAUGGAUGACAAGGUAUACACAAAGUCAAGGGCGAGGGAACAACUUUGAAGUACGAAUAAUGGUGCAGUUCAAGUUGAUAUUGCAAAAGUAGCACGGUUCUCUAAUGUAUCCUGAUGAACGCCAUUGUCCCCCUAGGUUAGAGGAAAACAGCCUCUACAGGGGGACGUAAAAGAGUGUUAGAAAAGAUCCUCAAAAGGCCGCAAACAUUGCCCCUAUAGGGACCGCUCUGGAGCUCCUAAAUGGUCAGUUCGCCACGGUUUGCAAGAGCUUGAUUUCUUUGAGCCCUCCUUCUCACUCGGCGAGCCUCUCAGAGUGCCGUGCUAUUUUUUUGUUUCUCUGAACUCGCCGGUGAGGGGACAGAGAGACGCAGACACGCAAAAGCCUUCAAGUCGCUACUAAAGGACUAUGCCAGAGAAGAUAGACUUCAUAAAAUGAAAAUUAUUUUUAUUGUUGCAAAAAGAAAUCGAAUGCUCUAUGACUCUCUGCAAACUCAAGCAAACCUUUGUUGAUAGACUACUGAAGCUCAUUUUUGACAAAAAAAAAACCAAAAAUUUCUUAAUGUUUCUUUAAAGCUGCUGAUGGUGAAGAACGCGUUCGCCCCGCUGACGGUGUUCAGCUUCUGCGCCAACACGGCGCGAUCGACGAAGCGACGCGAUAUCGUGUCGAUGAACACCUUCGGCUUCAUCGGUCGCUACACGGCCAACGCCUGGAAUGAGCCCUAGUAAGCUUGAGAAAAGAAAAAAUGUAGACAUUUUUUGCUGACUCGAAACUUUCUAGUUCAAAGGCAAGGGUGGCUUGUUUCGUAUGCGACGCGGCUUUUGGCGGGAAUUUGAGAUAUUAUAAGCGUUUUUCUUCUUGUUUUUGAUAGUUUCCUUGUAAUGUUAGUUGAGUAAAUAAAAGUUGCGCAACUUUUCUUUCAUUUUUCCCGCGAUUUGACCUCGAGUUCUCAAGUCUUGCCAAUCUUUUAAUAACUUCUUCCACGUCGCCAAAAAUUGAUUAUUUAUUGGAAUGAAGAUCAAAAUAUCUCGAAAUUGCAGUCACUUUGCCAAUCACCUUGCCGAAAGAUGCAUCGACGAGCUGAUCGAGCCACUCCGGAAAAUGAGCCUCAAAGAGGAGGAGGUCACCCUCCUCAAGGCCAUUAUUGUCCUCAAUCCCUGUAAGUUCAAGAGAUUUUGAAAAAAAAAUUUUGAGCUUUUUUGAAAAGUUCAAAGUAGGAGUUAUCCACGGUUUAUUAAAAAUUUCAUGAUUUUCUUAGAAAUUGAGACAUUUUUUGUGGGCCAGACUUAAUUUUAAAAAAAAACUCAUGUCUUGCCUUUGUUUUGAAGAUUUUGCUAGUUCAGAGUGUCGUAUUUUUCUCAAAAAUAGUUUUUUAUCCACUUAUUCGACCAGAAGUUUUAUCUCCUGAUUUUAUAAUUUUAAUGCAUAAUUAUGUCUUCUUGCGAUUUCAAAUUAGAAAAGAAGUACGAUUACUGGAAGAAGUUCAACUUCAGUUGUGAAAAACAUGUCUUCGGACACGUCGGAGGCGAUAAUGGACCUCCGGGAUCGGAUACAGGAGACGCUGUACCACGUCGUCCGCGAAACCCAUCCCAAAGAGGUGGCCAGCAGUCGUUUCGGCAACUUACUGCUUUUCGUUCCGGCUGUUAUGGUGAUUUUUUCUUUCUCAGUAGGGAAGGUAGACUAGUGAUAUCAACAUUUUUCGUUUUUAGAAGGGGAAAAGAAAGAUUGCGGCAAUAGAUUAUGGAGUAAGUGACUCUCAAAGAAGUUGGCGAUUCAGCAAGUUUUUUUUUUUCAAUUUAUUCCUGGACAGCCCAGAAGAAUAUUGAUUGGAAUCGUUUUUUUUUGUUUGCUGCAGUAGGCUCUGAAAACAAUAUUUUAAGCUAUGUUUCUUCUAGUUGAACUUUUUUUCGUGUACCUUUUCUGAAAUAAUCGAUAUUUUGCGGUAUUUCAGAUGCUGGGCAAGUUGAUUAUCGAAAACCUGACGUUCGUCGAUUCGUUCGGCAACAUGGUGGACCGACUGAUGCACGACCUUUUGGACGAUUCCCCGACCGCCUCCACCAGCUCUCCCAAUGAUGUAAGAUUGGAAAUUUGUAUGAAAAAUAGGUCAGAAAAAGUUUUAUCUUUGGAGUAUCUUUCCAAACACCUGUCUUUCAAGUUUGAUUCAUGGUUCACAAAAAAAAGUCAUCCAGAGCUUGCAAAAUAUUCCGGUUAGUUAACUAACUAAACGGAAUAUCGAAUUCUCACACUUUUUGGGUAAAAUCAGUCAUUCUAAAUUUCAAAAGUUCAUAUCUCGGCUCGAAAUGCUCAGAAUCAGGAACACUAACAUUUUUUUUACGUUUUCAGGGGAUCUUCUUUCCUAUAGAGCCAUUUGGUAUAUUCAAGGACCAUUAAGAUUUUUGAAAUAUCGAUUAUUUCGGAGUGAAUUCAUCAUUAAUUUAAUUUUUGAUCCGCGAAUCUCUAGUAGUCGCCAGGAAAGCGUUGAAAUCUUUGAGAAUCUUUUUGAUCAAAUCCAUUAGCCGAUUCGUUUCGUUCGAAGUGAUACCGAUAAAAGAUCAAAAAUGUACUUUUUGUUAUGACCUUCUCUGAAAAUCUUUUUCUCUAGAAAUCAGAGAAAUUCACUGAAACUGUGUUACGCAAAAACACGCUCUUUUUGAUUAAUCCAACUACUCCAGAAAUGAUUUGCUUUGAAUUAAAUACAAGUCACGAUAUGAACUAUUUUCUGCGAAAACCCUCAUAAAAUACUGAUUUUUGCAGUCGAACGGCGUCCAUAACGUCGAGAUGAACGGCUCAGAACCGCAGUCGCCCAAAAUGAGCCGACGUCUUUCGGAUCCCAAAAUGGUGCACUCGUCGAGCUCUUCGAGCGUCGAGAGCCUCAACUCCUUCCCCUGCACAUCAAACUCCUAUCAGAACAAUGUCGGAUCGUUACCCUACAAGUAUGCCCCCAAAAAAGAAGACUUUUCAAAUCAACAUCCUCAGUUUGUCCUGCAAUUCGUUGCCUUCGCAGAUGACCCAGUUUGAUGUUGCUCUGAACGGAGCCUCAUCCAUGCCGAACCUGGAACUUCAAGACUGCGACCCUGACUACAACAUGACCAUCACCCCGGACAUGUACAGCGGUGAGUUUUUAUGGAAAAUGGGUGAUUUUGAGCAACGCAAUAGCAAAUUUGCCCUAUGGAACAUGAGCCUCUGACCUUGCUAACCUUACGGCCCAGACCUUUCUGAGCGAUUCAAGGAACCACUUAAGAGUACUGACGCCCCUGAAGUUGUCCCUAAAAAUCCUCAGAAGCGUCCGGUUUAUAUUAUCGCAAGUCCGAGUUAGUUUUUAAUAAAAAUUUCAUGACUAGGAAAUUAAAAUUUUUCCAAUUGAGAACUUGUGUCUGAGUUUUAGAACUUGAAAUUGAGCCUCCCCUUUGCAAAAAGCUGAAAGCUGGUCAUAAAGAUCGAUAAAAAAUCAAUUUUUCUCAUUUUCAAAAGCUCCUUAUUUGAAGCAGAAAUUUGUUUCAAAAUCUCAAAGCUGUCAAUAAUUUCAAGCCCUUAAGAAUAAUAUUUCAAGUCAUUUAGAAGAAAUUUUAUAGUUUCGAACCAUCGGAAACUCUCCUACCCCUUCAUUUUUGUAGGGUUGUCACAAAAAAAAAACAAAAAGAGCUUUUUUUUCAGACAUGCGACAAGCGAUGACAGCCGCCCACACGGUCGACGGUAAUGAGAUCGAACAAAAGACUCAUUCGCAGGGCGAGUUCGCGAAACUCGCGCGUCGCGAUUCCGUGCCGGCGUCGCCGACCCAGACGCCCAUGUUCUACAUUUCGACGGUGGAGACCGGCACCAAGCACAAGUUCACCGUCACCACCACCUCUUUCGAUAAGUCAGUGAAUGUUGGGGGAGAGGUCUUUCCAAAGAAAACUUAUAACAUUUGAACUGAAACUUUCAAAGUUCUUAAGAAACUGAAAAGCUGAAAAAGCUGCCUUUAUCGUUAUGUUUGAAGUUAAAGUUGGGUUUGUUCUGAAAACUUUCCAGAAUACUCCUUGUUGUACCAGAUGAAGCUCCUGAAAGCCUCAACCUUUUUGUAGUUUCUGAGAAAAGACAUAGGAAGUUUGUAGUUUUGAGAAAAUCAUCAAAGUCUUCUACUAGCAGACUUUGAGCCUUCAUUUCUUGAAAACUGAGAAGAUGUGCAAUUUCACUUCUUCAGAAUCUUCAUAAGGGACAUCAAGGAGUAAUCUGACUGGAUUUUAGGGAAAUUUGAAUUCCAAAGGAAAACCUUGUACCUUGCACCUUGUACUUUGCAAGUAGACCCUUCUUAUAAAUAUCCAAAACAAGAUUUGCUGAUUUCAGUGGCUACGCGACCCCGAACGGACAGAUGAAUGGACAUGGCAAUGUUCAGCAGCAGCCACCACAACAACCCCAACAGUUCAUGAACAUGCAGCAGGGAAAUCCCAACGGCUACGGAAUAAACAUGCAGCCGCCGCAACAGCCGCAGACUCUGUGCAAGACAACGUCGCUCCCUCCGCAGUACAUGCAGCAGCAGCAGCAGCAGCAGCAGCAGUACGACGCCAACUUCGCCCCCAUGGAGUUCGAAGAGUGCAAUUAUAAUAACUAUUGAUUCAUUCUUUGUUGUUCUCUGUACUGAUUCAAGUUUCCAACAAGAUCGGGCAUUUCACUUUACGCUUAGGAAUUUUACGAAAAUUGGCCAGAAGAAAUCGAUGUAUUUAGUCUGUUGAGAUUUUUUCUAAAGGUAUAAGAUAUUUUGUGCAGAAAAAAAGGGGCAAUUGCGUGGCUAUCUCAAAUGAAGGUCCUGAAAUUUUCUCAACUCUCAAAACUUCCUGGUUUUCUUUUGAUCCUCGAAGAUGGAUAAAAUCAUCAGAACGCGUAAAAAUAGGCCAUUUUAAUGCUUUGAGUCGUGUCAAGAAUACUGAUGUAGGUUUAGACUAUCAGAAGCUUGCCGGUUUUCAGAAUGCUCCUAAUCACAAAAUAAAAUGGCCUUUCUUGUGAUUAUCCUUUUGAAACCCAUAUUAUGCACUUUUUGAUUACCAGAUGAUUAACCUUUUUAUCUCUAGUUUGGUUCCCAGAUGGUUCAGCCUUUUAUCAUGUAUCGGCUAGAUUUUGCUAAUUUUUUGGUUUAUUAACUGCCUUCGGUUAAUCACUUUUGAUAGUCAGAUCGACAUCGAUUUCUUUCCUUCUCCUUAUUUUGGGUUACUGUUGUACGAGAGUCUGUCUAGACCUUUCAAGAGCAUUUUUUUGUUCAACGAUUUUCGUCUUUAUAUCUUCUUGUUACAUUUUCCUGUGUGUUGCCGAAUGUUGAGAUUUUGUUUUUCCUUUAUCCAAUUCGCAAUUUGGUGCUGAGGUUCGUUGCCAUGUCAGGGAAUAAUACGAUGUUAGGCAUUAUACAGUUGUUCCCAUCAAAAUUCGAUUUUACCCUUGAUUUUGACAAAAGAUUAUAUGGAUAACGUGAAUUUUUCAACCUUGUAAAUUUUUGAGUUUGUAAUAAAUUUCGGUUCUCAACUUUUUUCACGAUAGUUAUUUGUGAAAUUCAAAGAAGUUUACAUGCAUAUGCUGUGGUUGAGGUGAGCUUUUUCUUGAAGAUUUUUUUUUCUUUUAAAGGCGCAGGUCAUUUCCCGACCUCAGCGCCUUUAAAUAACUGAAAAAUACUAUUUUCAGAAUUUAAAUUUCAAGUCUGCGCUCAAGCUCCGCCCCUAAAGGCGCAAUAAACCAAUCAGAGAGCGAGCCAUUCAUAGAGCGUUUUCGAAUGACGUCACUUAGCUUGACAGAAAAAUUCUGAGCAGACUAUAGUGAAUAUGAGUUGACUUGUUCAUUUUUUCCAUAACAUUUUGGAGAGUUCACAAAAAUAAGAACUGUAUUCACAGUUUGUCGAGCUGUUCAACAAAAAAGAACCAUUUGUUUGCCGCGAACUUUGCUGGAGAAACUCUUUUUCUGCUCCCUCAAUUCUUUUACUUUUUGGAGUAAACAGAGCAUGGGUGGAACUCUUGGCGACGAGUACACAGCCGAAUGGAAAGGAAAACACGAAUUGCCGCCCGAGAAUCUUCAGUUCCUUCGGAGUUGUUCGAGCUGGCGGCGGGAUGGUCGCCGUCAAGCCCCAGGUACGCCCGCUUUUCGAUUAUUUUCUUUCAUUAAGGGGCCAGAUACGUAGCUUUUUUGGUAGAAAAGCUCUGCCAGUAACUAUGAUGAAUUGUGAAACAAAAAGUUGGUCAGUAAAUGAGUAUAUUUUUGGUCGAAUUCAUGAUGAAGAGGGAAAAAAUAUCGAAAAAUCUUCUUUUUCGCACCAUAUCACUUUUUAUUGGUAUGAAACUCUCACAAAACAUUUUUUUAAUUCUGUUAAAAUCAUAAUAAAGUGUGCCCUCGAGCCUCAGAAAAAAAAUUUUUUUUCUUGGCGCUCUCUUACUUUCAGGGUCAUGAUAAAGUGUAAAAAAGCAUAGACAAGGAAAGUAGGAAAAUAGGAAAAGAAACUUUCAAAUUUCCGAAUAAUGAAAUGGAGAAUUUCAUUAUCCACUUUUCAGUGAAGAAAAAAUGUUUCCCAGCAUUUUUAAAUUCCUUUAACAAUCAAAAGUGGCGCUAUCAUGUUCAAAGCUGACUGUUUUCAAAAAUUUUUUCCUGAAUUUUCUCCGCUUCUGUGGAUUUACCGACCUGUCAGUGCCGCCAGUUGAAAGUAAACACGAAUGGUUCCAAUUCUUUGCCUUUUUCCCGCUUUAUAAACAUCUAGAUUCCUCAUUUCGACUGAAUAUCUGCGCCCUUGAAGCUUCUUACAAAUGCUCAUGGUAUGACUUUUUUUCAAAAUCAAACUCCUUGAUAAAAUCAAAAAACUGCUGUUGAAUAGAAGAGAAAUGAACUGGCUUUUUGGUUUCGGGGCGGAUUUCAAAAAGCGUACCGGUUGGGGUUUUUGUGAGGAAAAUGGAUUAGCCAAAGCUUUGGCCGGGUUUCCCUGCACCGUAGCGUGCUGUGCUGCAACCCUCUUCAGCGCCAAAAAAUUAUCCGACCGUCGAAAUUAACUGAAAUGCGCCUUUUCAAUACCUAUCACGAAUAUGAACCGGUACGUUGUCAUUAUUUGCUUUCUAAAGGGAUUCAGUUAGAUUAGAAGCCAGUUCUUCAUACUGUUGAAUGGAAAAAAGAAAUCUCUGAUCUGAAAAGUUCAGCUUCCUUCCUGUCUAAUUGAAAAAAGGAAGCUCUUUUUUUCAAGAUCCUGAACAAGUUUCUUUUUUUUCUUUUUUUAUUAAUCGUACCAAAUAAAAAAUUAACUGUUGUCCUUGUGAGCAGGUUGGACGCAGCCGCAGACUAAAUAAGAAUAAGAAUGCGAAAUUGAUUUCUCAACAAUCUAUUUCAUUUUCAAGUUUCUUUUGCAACGAGCGUAUCAUUUUUUGGAAAAUUUGAAAUUUAUAGCAAAUAAUUCACAGAAAGUUGAAUAGUUAGGGCGAGCACCAAACUGAACCAAUUUUUUGUACGAUUUUCUGAGUUUGGGUAUUCUCUUUGAAGUUUUGAAACGAAAACGGGAAGUUAAGACCGAUUCCAAGCAAGAGAGCUUUUAGGCUAAACUUGAGGUUUUUCUUUGAAAUUAGAGGCUUGAAAUUCAUAUCCAAUUUUUUUUCAAUCACUUUUGAGCAUCCUAUGAAGUCUGUCAGAGUUUUUUUAAUUGGAAAAAGUUUUUCACUUUUUGGCAUUUUUUUAUUUUUUUAUUUUUAAAGGGUCUUUUUUUCGAUAAGUCAAUAAAAAAAUCUAUCUUUCGCUAGCUUUUUUUAAACUCAUAGUUUCGAAAAAAACUAAUAUUAUGCAAUUUUUUUGAAAGCUACAAAAUCCAAAUCGAUUCAUAUUUCGCGACAUCUCGCCACAUCGCGAAUGUUCGAUUUGUAUAGGUCUAUUCAAAUCUAUUGUCAAUGGUUUAAUAUAUGCACAUUUUUCAACCCUAUAAACAUACCGCUUUUUUGGUUUCCUGUGCUUCUGAGUAAUCUUUUCCAGGUGUUUUUCGCCGAGCUUUUGUAUGCUUCCCAGGGUGUGGUGUCAAGAUUCCGGACCGGAAAUGACGUCACUCUUGACUCAUCGUUUAAGAUUUCCGGAUUACUCUUAGUCAGCAAGAGGAGAUAGUUGAUUUUGGAAAAAUUUGCUCUUGAAAUGAUUUUUUGACGGGUUCUACUUAUUAAAAAUCAUCGAAGUUUUUAGAUAAGGGGCUCCUAAAAAUCAAAAAAAAAAGCUGCUUUAAAUGUCUAUUUCAAGGAUUCUUAUACUUUUUUUACGCCUAACUUUAGAUUAGAACCAUAUAUUUUUUGAGAUCGCAUUUGAUUUUCCACUUACUCUGGAAAUUUCUCAUUUCUGAACCAUGUCAACCCAAUUUUGCGGCCAAUAAUUUUUUUUUAAAAACUUUUCGAAUUAUUUUCCUUUCUCAUCUGAAAAGUUUCUGAGUUUCUUCUUUAGCACAAUCUUGAGCUACAUCAAUUAUAAUUUAAACCCGGAAUAGAAUUUAAGUUUGAUCUUCUGCUACUGCACAUCAAAUAAAACACGAGAUUUCAGAUUAUUCAACAUUGGACGAAUAAAAACGUGUCCGGACCAAUGUGGGUCAGUCCCAUUAUUUUUUGCCUCUCUCGAAAUGACCGUCAGGUUCUCUGAGUUACACCCAACUGGUUAUGGACUUUUGUAAUUUCUGUUUGGUCAAUCAACUUUGAGUAAUAAUUUUUAGUUUUCCAGCUUGCAGAGAAAAAAAAUUGAAACAUUUUCUAAUUUUGUAGGGGUUCCGUUUGAAUUCACUUAUGGAAAUUCUGUUUGUUCAAGUUAUUUUUCUUAUAUUUUAAAAACGAUUUGGAAUCCCUUUUGUUUCAAAAUCCAUCAUGAAACUCAAAAAACGCCGAUUUUACAUCAUUUUUCCAUUCCUUCAGUGGAGUUUGGCAAUAAAGUUUGAUGUCAAAAUAGGAAGUGAAUGGAAAUGGUUGAGACACGGCCGUAAUCCACAAUUCGUCAUGCACCAACGCAUUCGAAGAGCCGGUUUUCCCGUCCCAUGUGCUGUUUUGUAUUUGUAAUCCGAAAUAUGUAACAGGCCAUGGAACUCAGUCAGAUUUUGUGUUCCGAUUUCGGUUUUUUUUUGUAUUUGAAAAAUCAGUUUUCAAAAAGAGCUCUUUGUUAGUUUGAUAGAGUGCUGAAUUUAUUUAGAUCUAAAAAAACCAAAUUUUACUGCAAUUUUAAUCAUUUUGUCUCUUCCGCGUUGCUUUUCAUCCACAUCAUUUUUCAAGAGGAGAUGGGGAUAUAUUAGAGUUUAUGUUAACUAUGAAGCUUCUCCUAUCUGAGAUUACCAACAAAAUCACGUUUUUUUUAAUCUAAAAACGUGGAAAUUCAUUCAUAAACAUACUUUCGAGGUUAAGGAGGCUACAGCUUCGAAAAAUACUCGAGCUUAUCAUACGGAUAGGCUUUUCAUCAAAAUUUAUUCAAAAUAUGCACAGUCGAGGCUAUUUAUGAAAAGCGCCGCCAACAGGUGAACAAAACAAAAAAGGCUCCCUGGAACAACAAUGGAUCGAUCAAUGGAUCAGGUGUUGGGUGGCCUGCUUUUGUGCUCUUUAGUGGCUGCCUGCGGCGAUUUUCUCCAGUCAUUGUUGACACACAAACAACACCUCGGCCCGAUGGGCUCUUCGGGCUCAUUUUCGCCUAUUCCGCGAGGAUUAUUUUUGGUUUGGCAAGGCAGCGAGUGAUAGCACAGAUUGAGCAGAACGGCCGCAAAGGCAACUUCGAGGAAUGUAUGCUCCAAGGAUAACUUUUCAGAAGAGGCAUGGUCUUUGCGGUGUUUCUCAGAAGAAGUCUCGAAGGCAGAUUGAAGUUUGAACACACAAACUUCAAUCUGCCUUCGAGACUUCUUCUGAGAAACACCGCAAAGACCAUGCCUCUUCUGAAAAGUUAUCAGGAGCAAGGAUAACUGUUCAGAAGAGACAUUGUCCACGGGGUGUCUUUUUUUUUAGCAAAACUUCCGGAGGCAACUUCGAUGCAUGCAUGCUCUGUCGAUAACUUUAGGUUUGUGCGAGGGUCGGCCCGUCAGCCUAUCGGACCCCGGCGAUUUCCCAAGCCCGGCCGUAGAGAGGCCUCAAGCAAAAAUGGCCGGCCCGGCCUAA
This is a messenger RNA of Caenorhabditis auriculariae, 13106 nucleotides long. Lineage: Eukaryota; Metazoa; Nematoda; Chromadorea; Rhabditida; Rhabditidae. The record is from the annotation of a GenBank genome assembly.